GUCCGCAGCGUCGGGUAGGCUACAAUGGAGCUGACAGCUCGACGCUAGCAGGGGCAGCGCCAGACCAGGAAAGCACCAAGCGCACAGCCCGGAGAUACGCACCUGGUGUCACCACAUUCUAGGGCCCAGACGGCAGGCCCAAAGACACGGCACUGGGCAGGCAUCCGACAGCAGACGGAACUCUCAUCUCAGACAGAAUUCCAGACGGAACAGUGAUCCCAGGCGGAACAGCUAGGAUUCUAGGGGUGCUUCAGCGAUGUGGAACUCUGAGGAGGUGGUGGUGGUGAAGGCGGAACAGCUAGCCUUAGCGUCGGCAGGCCAGUCUCUGCAGCAGGUGGCUGUACUGCAGGAGGGCGCAGUGGGGGAGAGCCAGGCCUACGUUCUGCAACAGGGUUCCGUGCUGCCCCAGACCCCCUUCCUCUGCAUCUCCGUACUGGAGAAGGAGCCCCAGGAGCACGAGGAGGAGGAGGAGGAGGAGGUGGACAGACACACCACGGAGGACACGCCAGCGUCAUCAGGGGAAGCUGUGUCCAUUGAGGCGGGCGGAGAGGCUGACCAGAGCGCAGCUGGCGGAGUGGAGACGGAGACGGAGACAGGAGUGUUAGAAGGUUCCGGAAGCGCGGCGGAGGAGCCAGAGGAGCAGGCGGAGGAUGACCCCGACUACGACCCGGCGUGUGACCCGCAGGGGCAUCGCGCGUUCCAGUGCCAUCACUGCCAGCGACGCUUCUCCACGCGACAGGGCCUGGAGCGGCACACACACAUCCACGCCUCCACUGCUGCCGCCGUCAACACACACACCCUCAAGUGCAGAUUCUGCACCAAGACCUUCGGCACGCAGUUCGGCCGGCGCCGGCAUGAGAGGAGGCACGAGAGCGAGAGGAAGAGGCUGGGGCGGACCGGUUCCUCUUCAGCACCGACCCGUCCUACCUCAGCACCGACCUGCCCGGUGAACGCCCCUGCAACAUCGGAAUCAGCUACGUCCGCCCCGCACCUGAAAAUAGCCCCGGCGGUGAAGAUUCUUGCGGCGGUGCGUAAGACGGCUCUGGGGGACGCGGCUACGCGCGUUCGUGGAUCGGAGGAGGGUGGGGAGCAGAGGGGCGCUCACGUCUGCAGACACUGCCGCAAGGUGUUCGGGACGCACACCAACCUGCGGCGACAUCAGCGCAGGGUGCAUGAGCGCCACGUGCUGCUCAGCCGCCUCACCAGCGCAAGGGCACCCCCGGUGGUGGGGCAGAAAACUGCACCCAACCAGGAGGCUCUCAGCUCCUCUCCCCCAGCGGCGAGUCCAGCCCCGGGGGGAAGUGGGGGCGGGGAGGAGGAGGUGGAGCGCGAGGAGUACAUGGUCGACAUCUCCAGCAACAUUUCAGAGAACCUCAGCUUCUACAUCGACGGCAAGAUCGUCUCCACCAGCGCCAUCAGCAGCUGCGAGGUCGUAGAGGUCAACUCAGGCUCCGCAGCUGUGAUUGGUCUAGACACCCUCAUCAUCAACCCCGCCCAGAUCGCUCAGGCACUCAAAAUGCAGUCAGCCGUAUCCGGAUCACGUGACAUCCCCGGCGGCCAAUCAGCAUCUAGGCGUCGGACGGCCACGCCACCGCUGCUGCCGCAGAUCAAAACGGAGCUGGAAUCGGAGCCCAUCCUCACCACCACCUCCUCCUCCUCCACCCCAGCCUCCUUCCUCCCGCCUGCGUCGGCGGUGGGCACAGUGGUGGGCACAUUGGUGGGCACGGUCCUGUCCCAGUCAGCGGACCCCGGUGGCACUCAGAAGGAGAAGACAGUCUACCUGUCGCCGAAGCUGAAGCAGCUCCUGCAGACGCAGGACGGGUGCCAACCCACCUUCGCCCUCAUCAGCGAUGGCCACCGGCUUGCCCCCCCUCUCUCCCUCACCGUCCUACCCUCUACCUCUGGCCGCUUCAAGAGGCGCACAGGGUCCCCCCCCAGCAAUGGGUCGCCCCCCAUCACCAUCUCCUCGCAGCAGAGCCCUGCUGGGGCAACUGAGAAUGGAGGGGUAACAGAAUGCCCCCAGGAGCAGGCACCUGUGGCCCAGUGUAGUUCUCCACCACUUAGUCUCACCUGCAAAGGCGAUCUGGAGCAGUCAGAUCCUGGAGGAACAGCGUCAACCGUGGCCCCGGUCCCCGUCCAUCAGAACCCACCUCUGGACUGGUCCGAGCCCAGGACGGGCGGGAGCCCGUGUAACCAGCAGCCUCUGGACCUGUCCAGCGCUGCCGUGAGCCGCAGGGAGGGCAGCGAGGAGCUGGGCGAGGCUGCCCUGGAUCUGAGCAUGCCCGGUCGGGGCACAGAGGAGGGUGAGGGCAGUGGCGUGGUGUCGUCUGGUCCACUGCAGCUGCGGAAGACCAAGCCCAGCUCUAGCAUGCUGCAGCAGGUCUUGAUGAGCGACUAUGCCAGUGUCCCAGCACCCGUCGGAGACCAGGGCACGAAUGUUGCUGCCCUAGUGACAGAUGUUGCCAUAGUAACUGCUGCCAGCGUGGUGCCUGCUGACCCCGAGAGGCUGGUGGCAGAGUUGGCACUGCCCCCCGAGUCCUCCCUGCUUCCCUCUGCACCCUCGCUCGCCCCCAUCCCUGUCCUCGCCACACAACCAUCCUCCCCCUCUAGUGCCCCCGGCAACCCCACCCCUCCGGUGCUGCCCUCUGCUUCCUCGUCCGUCGUCAUGGUUACGUCAACCCCUGCUCAGCUCCUGCCGGUGAGCUCCACCACCCAGCCCGUGCUGGCCCUCCUGCCUACGGAAGCUUCCACCAGUGGAGCAGAGACAGGCACUGAUAAAGCCCCACAAGGGAACGAGGCCCAGGUGAAGACAGUCCUGCCAAACUGGCGAGGUGCUGUCCCCAUCUGUCUGAGUAGUGCUGAAUCUCUCCAGAACCAGACUUCCGCUGGAGGGCCGCCCGUGGGUGAAAUGUCCCUUGCAGGCCCCACUACUGACUUGCUCUCUCCGAUCCCAACACUACAGGCGUUCGCCGCGUCCGUGAACGAGCCUGCCAUUCAGUCAUACAGUAUCAUCCCCAAUGCAGUGGUGAUCGAGUGUACAGUCUCUCUAGAGUCCUCACAGACAUUUGUUCCCACCUUUCCUGGGAGCACCAUAGAGUCUCCCUAUGGUAAAAUCAUUCUUGGGCCUUCAGAGCAUCUGCAGCCUUACACUACACCUCAGCUUCAAGCCCCUAAACCUACAGCACCCCUUGCUGCACCGGCUCCAAACACUGACCCCCCUUCACAAUCCGACCCCUCCUCGUCUACUGCCCCCCCACAACAGGAAACUGCCCCUUCAGCUCCUUCCUCCAUCAAAGAUGAGUCCAAGAGCAGUGACGGUGAGCCAGUGGAGUCAACCACUCUGCCCCCUGCUGCUCCGGAGGCCUCAUCCCAAGCAGAGGAGAAAGCAGUCAAGGAGGAGCCAGUGCUGGUGAAUCCUCUGGGCAACAACUUCGUGUGUAACGUCUGCUCCAAGCCCUUCCCCUCCAUGAAGGAGCUGGGCCGGCACAUUGGCGAGCACUCCGAGGCGUGGCCCUACAAGUGUGAGUUCUGCGUCCAGCUGUUUGAGAGCGCCAAGCUCUUCCUGGACCACCGCUCCACCUACCACGGCAUCGGGAAGAUCUACGUGUGCUCUGUCUGCUCCAAGGACUUUGCCUUCCUGUGCAACCUGCAGCAGCACCAGAAGGACCUCCACCCAGGCCAGACCUGCUCCCACACGGAGGUGGAGGACGGCAGGCUGCGGCCACAGAACUACAACAGCCCCAACAAAGACAGCACGGCAGCAGGACCGGAUGCCACCUCUGACUCCAGCCUGCAGGAGAACGAGAGGGUGACCCGCAAGAAGGCGGCCAAGAAGGAGGAAGAGAAGGAGGAGAAGGAGGAGGAGUUUGACACGGCCACUGAGGAGCUUUACACUACGAUAAAAAUCAUGGCAUCGGGAAUGAUUCGAUCCAAAGGUCCGGACGUGCGUCUGGGCAUCAACCAGCACUACCCUAGCUUCAAGCCGCCGCCCUUCCCUUACCACAACCGCACGCCAACCGGCUCCGUCGCCUCUGCGACCAAUUUCACCACCCACAACAUCCCUCAGACCUUCAGCACGGCCAUUCGCUGUACCAAGUGCGGCCAGAGCUUUGACAACAUGCCCGAGCUGCACAAGCACAUCCUGGCCUGUGCUAACGCCAGUGACAAGCGCCGCUACACGCCCAAGAAGAACCCCAUCCCACUAAAGCAGUUCGCCCGGGCGCAGAAUGGUGUGCUCUCACCAACCACGGCUGCCAACAUCCGCCAGAACAUCUCUCGCAAGGCUGGGCAGGGGGGCAAGCGGCAGAACGUGAGCCAGGAUUCCUUGGCCAAGCUGAAGCUGAGCGCACUAAACAAGAGGAAGGCCCAGCUGGUACAGAAGGCGGUUUCCCAGAGGAACAAGUCUGCUGCUCUGCCGAAGAGAAGCUCGGGGACUGGGGAGGAAGAGCAGGGAAGUCAUGUAUGCCCCCACUGCCGGCGGGAGUUCACCUAUCGUGCCAGCCUCAGCAAGCACAUCGCACUCAGCUGCCCCAACAAACCCGUCUCCAAGAAAGCCCGGAAGAGGAAGGAGGGAGUGGGAAUGUCCCUCGUUCAAGAGAACAAUGCCAACGUGCGCAGACGUAGUCCAGAUACCGUGGGAAAACAGCAGGGGGCACUGCAGCCCCAGAGAGCCAAGCCAGUCGUUUCGGGAGCUGGAGACCAUGCUGGACUGCCUCAUCUUAAUAAGGGUGACAUGAAGAGGUCGGCCAUCUUAAUAGCAGCACCGGCCCACCCCAUAAAGAGGAGCAAAAAUGGGCCCUCAAGCGUCCUGUCCCCGAUCCCACAGUCCAACUCCCCACAUCGGCUGGGCCGCCCACUGCAGAACGGAGAAGAACCCAGAAUCCAAACCCAGAACCUUCAGACCCAGGCUGCACAGCAGUCGAUCCCCAUCAGGGUGCGGGAGAGGAAGGGGGGGCCUGUGACACGCAGCCUUCAGCAGGCGCGCUCUAUGGUGCCCCCCUCUGGUCAGGUGGAGGCUGGAACUGCACCCCAGCCUGAAGGGCCUCAGGUGGCAUUGGCAGGGAGGAAAUAAGGCCUCUGCUCCUGGACAGGGCAAGGGCAACAGGGAGAGACCCUUGGAGCAAGACGAGGGCAAAAAGAAGCCGACUCUUUGGGCAACAGGGAUAGACCCCUGGGGCAAAAUAAAGGCAAGAAGGAGCUGACUAUUGGGGCACUGGGAUAAAAUGAGGGCAACAGGGAGAGAUCCCUUGGGCAAAAUGAAGGCAAGAAGGAGGAGGUUGACUCUUGGGUCACUGGGACAGGACAAGGGCAACAGGGAGAGACCCCUGGGACAAUGGACAACAGGGAGAGACUCCUGGGACAAUGGACAACAGGGAGAGACCCCUGGGACAAUGGACAAGAGGGAGAGACCCCUGACGCAAGAUGAGGACAAGAAGUAGCUUGGGGCCCUGGAGCAAAGGGAGGACGGGGGUGUAUGUGAGAGUCAGAUAUGGGCUCCAUCCAUGGCAGAGCCAGCUGCUAAGACAGGCACUGAACAUCUGAAAGGAUAGUAUUAACACUUACAUUACACUUCAUAGCCUUUAUUUAUUUAUUAGCUGGUGGUCGCUAAGGCUAUCAGUGGUGGGAGCCCUUUGUGAAGGACACAAGAGAACAGACUAGGAAUUUUAAAGAUUUUUGUUUUUUUUGUCAUAUUUAAGUAAAGGAAGAGAAAGCAAAAUGAAGACCUGGGAUAUUCUGGAGGCUGUUAGCGACUCUGUGGACACUUUAUGAGUGUGUGAUUGCACAGUGGAUGAUUAUAGGGACACAGGGUAGAAUGAAAGAUGGGUGUGUAUGUGUGUGUGCUGUGGGUGGGUACUAAGGUCUUAGGUCAGAGGAUAAGGGUAAGAGAACACAGUAGCAACUGCCCCUGGUAUCGAUUUGGCUCUGACAAGGCGCUUGAUCCAUGCCCACAGAAGGCACUGGCUAGGGCAAUAGUUUUAUUUCCUCCUGGGCCGUGCACUUUAAUAAUUUAAAUGAUCUUGGCAACUUUAUUAUUGUUUAUACAUGGAUAUUGUGACAAAUACAUGGAUGUUAUGACAAACAAUCAAAGUUAAAAAAGACAAGUCCUACCUGACAGGGUUUAAGACUAAUGUGAAGUUCCAAGUGUGUGUGUAUCAGCAGUAGGCAAUCAUGUCUGGUAGUGCUGGAUGAGUAGUUCUGAUUUUAAUGUUUGAUUCGCCGUGUACAGUCUGGGGUUUGUUGUCUUGUCUCUUCAUGCAUGUAAAUGGGUCACAUGUCUUCAUUAUGAAUCCCGCCCACUAGGUUUCUGUAACACUGCGAUGGAGGAAGAAGGUCCGAACUGGAAGCACUCACUCAUGGCUCAGUCAGAACUGGAUCAGCGCUCGCUCGGACAAGCCCGUCCAUUGGUCUCAGAGUGCACAGACCGCUUCAGUGGCAAAACCUGAUAUUUAGAAACAGAGGCAUUGGCCAACAGACUCCUGUCUCUGUCCCGUUACUCAAAUCCAGAUUCUGUAGCAGUCAUUUGAAUGAAUGCCUAUUCUUUAAAUAGCAUUAUACCCUCCUAAGAGGUAAAGUACUGUGUAAUCAACACAAACAUGUUGACAUUCAGCAUAUAAAAGAUCAAGAGUUGUCACUUUUUCUGAUUGUAUUUUGUAUUAUGUUAGUAUUGACCAAAAUGUUUCUAAAAUAGCUGCACCUUCAAAGAAACCAAGGUUUGCAGAUCUUCCCUUUGUAGUUGUUUCUGUAAUAGCAUAGUACCAGUGGGUGAAUGUGUAACUCCUGGUCAGAACAUUACCAGAGUGGUCUAGGACAGAACUGAAUAACAGGAAACGGUCAUCAGAGUGGUCUAGGACAGCAUUGAAUAAUGGUCAUCAGUGUAUUAUUAAGUUGUGUGGCCUUAGCCUUAAAGUCUAGAAGGGUGGAGGUCAGGUACGCAUGUGAAACUGAUACCUGUCUGUGGAGAGCGAGACACAGUAGAGCUCAGACCUGAUGUCCUGAUUGGCUGUGGAGGGAGCUGUAGAGCUCAGACCUGAUGUCCUGAUUGGCUGUGGAGGGAGCUGUAGAACUCAGACCAAUGAUACAGGAACACAGGAAUAACCUCUGCUGUUAGUGUAGGAAUGACUUCUGUUAGUACAAUAAUAGCUAUUACAAUAAGCACAGGAAUAAUCUCUACCAUUAGUACAGGAAUGAUUCAUAUUAUUAAUACAGGAAUAACCUCUGCUGUUAGUACAGGAAUGGCUACUGUUAGUGCAGGACUAACUACUACUACUAGCACAGGAAUCACCUCUAUGGUUAGUGCAGGACUAACUACUCAUGCAAUGAGAGGAGCAAUAGACCUCUGAAGUUCGCCUACAAAAAGGAUCCAAAGCUGCCAUUUUUGCCCAUAUAAGGAUAUCCGGGUGUUAAUUAAAGCUAACUGCCUAUGGCAAGAUGCAUCGCAAGUUAGCUCUGGGGUAGCAAAAAUCAAA
This is a messenger RNA of Alosa sapidissima (American shad), 7466 nucleotides long. It is a transcript of the gene prdm2a, whose product is annotated as PR domain containing 2, with ZNF domain a. Lineage: Eukaryota; Metazoa; Chordata; Actinopteri; Clupeiformes; Clupeidae. The coding region runs from base 257 to 5071 and encodes 1604 amino acids. The record is from RefSeq and is a predicted model, not a curated record. Gene Ontology annotation, cellular component: nucleus. The transcript has 4 exons.